CUGUGGCAGGAGAAGAAAACAGCAGAUGUCUCUGCCUGGGAUUCUGUAGGUUUUGACAUGUGCUCACGGGAAGAUUUCCAAGCACAGAGAAGCCAGCUGGUGGCGCUGUUGGUCUCAGGGUCCCUGGAGGGCUUCGAGUGCAUCCUGGACUGGCUGCUGUCCUGGGAAGUGCUCUCCUGGGAGGAUUACGAGAGUCUCCGCCUCCUGGGCCAGCCUCUGUCUCACUCAGCUAGGUGCCUGCUGGACACAGUCUGGAGCAAGGGUGCUUGGGGCUGUGAGAAGCUCAUCGCGGCUAUCCAAGAAGCACAGGCCAGCAGCCACAGCCCCGAGGUGCAUGCCUGCUGGUCCCCCCAUUCAAGGCAGCCAGCCCAAGACCUGCAGAGUCACCGGCCAGCUGUUGUCAGGAAACUCUACAGCCACGUGGAAGCCGUGCUGGACUUGGCACAGGAACGUGGCUUCCUCAGCCAGUACGAGUGUGAUGAAAUCAGGCUGCCAAUCUUUACAUCAUCCCAGAGGGCAAGAAGGCUACUAGAUCUUGCUGCAGUGAAGGCAAAUGGAUUGGCUGCUUUCCUUCUGGAACAUGUUCAGGAGUUGCCAAUCCCACGGUCCCUGCCUUUUGAGGCUGCUGAGUGUCAGAAAUACAUAUCCAAGCUGAGGACUACCGUGUCUGCUCAGUCUCGCUUUCUCAGUACUUAUGAUGGGGCAGAGAAUCUUUGCCUGGAGGAUGUGUACACAGAGAAUAUCCUGGAGAUCAGAACAGAGGUGGGCAUGACUGGACCAUCACAGAAGAGCCCUGCCACCUUAGGCCUGGAGGAGCUCUUCAGCACCCAUAGCUACCUUAAUAAAGAUGCAGACACGGUGCUUGUGGUGGGUGAGGCAGGCAGUGGCAAGAGCACUCUCCUGCAGCGGCUGCAUCUGCUCUGGGCUACAGGGCAAGACUUCCAGGAAUUUCUCUUUGUCUUCCCAUUCAGCUGCCGGCAGCUGCAGUGCGUGGCCAAGCCACUAUCCUUAAGAACACUACUCUUUGAACACUGCUGUUGGCCUGAUGCUGGCCAACAGGAUAUCUUCCAGUUUCUGCUUGACCAACCUCACCGUGUCCUGUUGACCUUUGAUGGUUUUGAUGAGUUCAAGUUCAGAUUCACAGACCAAGAGCGUCACUGCUCUCCACAUGAUCCCGCAUCAGUUCAGAUUCUGCUUUUCAACCUUCUGCAGGGCAAUCUGCUGAAGAAUGCCCGCAAGGUCCUAACCAGCCGUCCAGAUGCAGUGUCAGCCCUGCUCAGGAAGUUUGUGCGCACCGAGUACCAAAUUAGGGGCUUCUCAGAAGAAGCCAUCAGGCUGUACCUAAGGAAACAUCACCGUGAGCCUGGCGUGGCAGACCACCUCAUCCAGCUGCUACAGUCUACCUCAGCCCUGCAUGGCCUGUGCCACCUCCCUGUCUUCUCCUGGAUGGUGUCCAAGUGCCACCAGGAACUGCUGUUGCAUAAAGGGGGGUCCCCGAGGACCACCACCGACAUGUACCUUUUGAUCCUGCAACAUUUCCUGCUGCAUGCCUCCCUGCCAGACUCCGCCUCCCAUGGCCUGGGCCCAGGCCUCCUCCAGGGCCGGCUCCCCACCAUGACGCACCUGGGCCGCCUGGCUCUCUGGGGUCUAGCCACGUGCCGCUAUGUGUUCUCAGCCCAGCAGCUCCAGGCAGCACAGGUAGAUUCUGAAGACAUUUCCCUUGGCUUCCUGGUGCGUGCCCAAAGUGUGCCAGGGAGUGCAGCACCCCUGGAAUUCCUGCACAUUACUUUCCAGUGUUUCUUUGCAGCCUUCUACUUGGUGCUUAGUGCUGACACACCAGCAGCUUCAUUUAAACAUCUCUUCAGUUGCCACCAGACAGGCAGCUUACCACCGGCUAGGGUGCGGCUCAGGCUGUGUGUCCAGAGCUCCAGGAACAAGGAAGACGGCGAGUUGGCUCUGCUGAAGAAGGCCGAGCCUCACAACCUGCACAUCACAGCAGCCUUCCUUGCAGGCCUGUUGUCCCAGGAGCACCGGGCCCUAUUGGCCCAGUGUCAGGCAUCUGAGAAGGCCCUGCUCCGGUGCCAUGCCUGUGCCCGCCAGUGUCUGGCUCGAAGCCUCCGCAAGCAUUUCCAUUCCAUCCCGCCAGCAGUGCCUGGUGAGGCCAAGAGCAUGCAUGCCAUGCCUGGGUUUGUCUGGCUCAUCAGGAGCCUAUAUGAGAUGCAGGAGGAGCGGCUGGCACGGGAGGCUGUGCGUGGGCUGGACAUCGGGCAUCUCAAGUUGACAUUUUGCAGUGUGGGUCCAGCUGAGUGCGCUGCCCUGGCCUUUGUGCUACGGCACCUCCGGCGGCCCAUAGCCCUGCAGCUGGACCAUAAUGCUGUGGGAGACAUUGGUGUGGAACAGCUGCUGCCCUGUCUCAGUGUCUGCAAAGCUCUCUAUUUACGAGAUAACAAUAUCUCAGACCGAGGCAUCUGCCAGCUCAUUGAACAUGCUCUUCACUGUGAACAGCUACAGAAGUUAGCUUUGUUCAACAACAAGUUGACUGAUGGCUGUGCGGGUUCCCUGGCCAGGCUCCUUGCAUCCAAACAGAACUUCUUGGCAUUGAGGCUUGGCAAUAACUACAUCACAGCUACAGGAGCCCAGGUGCUGGCCCAGGGCCUCAAGGACAACACCUCUCUGCAGUUCCUCGGGUUCUGGGGCAACAGUGUGAGUGACAAAGGUGCCCAAGCCCUGGCUGAAGCCUUAACGGGUCACCGGAGUCUGACGUGGCUUAGCCUGGUGGGGAACAACAUUGGCAGUGUGGGUGCCCAAGCCUUAGCACUCAUGUUGGAGAAGAACAUAGCAUUAGAAGAGCUCUGUCUGGAGGAGAACCAUAUUGGGGAUGAAGGAGUGUGUUGGCUCGCCGAAGGACUGAAGAGAAAUUCGAGUUUGAGAGUCCUGAAGCUGUCCAACAAUGGCAUCACCCACCUGGGUGCAGAAGCUCUCCUGCAGGCCCUCCAGAUGAACACCACCAUCCUGGAAGUCUGGCUCCGAGGGAACACUUUCUCUCCAGAGGAAACGGAGAUGCUCAGCCACACAGACUCCAGACUCUUGCUUUGAUGUUUCUGGGCUGACAUUCAUCUCACUUUGUUUGUGAGCUAUCUGUGGGUUUGGACUCUGGAAGCUGGAUGUCUGGCCAAUGCCUUGUCCUGCUGAGGAUUGGAUUUUUUUUCUGGGAGCAAUGCAGGUCAUCUUACUCUGACUGAAGGCUCUUCAGGACCCUCUAGAAUCAACUUUUCCCAAACCCGCUUCUGACAUCAAGUUCUUCCCAAACCAUGGAUAAAAUGCACAGAGGGGCUGCUGGGGAAGGGAAGACAAGGGGACCCAUAAAUGCCUGUAGGUUUAGAAACCUGGACCCUCAUGAAAGGUGCCCCGAGACAUCUCAGGAGGCGCUCUUAGCUCUCAGCCACAUCUUGACUCAGGCCAUCUGUCGUAGCCUGGACUCACACCAAAAGCAUCUAUUCUUUCCUGGUUCUUCCACUUCUUCUGCCCGAGACCCAACAGCAUCCUAACCCUGGCAUUCAGGUCAUACAGUUGCCCUGCUUUCCUUGCUGGUGCUUAAAACGUGGUUGGAAGGAGAAACACAGCAGCAUUUUGUCCCUCAGACAUUCUAGAUUUGCAAGAAAAAUGUGACCACACUCCAGCAGAGAUCACACAUGGACAUUUUAUUUCCAGUGAAAUCAAUUACUCUCCAGUUAAGCUUUUGGAAGCAGCAACAUGUCCAAAGGCAGCUUUUUAAAAUUAAUCUGGGCCAGCAUUUCAAACAGCCCUAUUAGGCCUCCGGCUGAUGCCUAUGAACUGAACUUUGACAACAGACUUCUGAAACACAACCAUAAAGCAAUAAUGAUAUUUCACUUGUGACAGAAUGCACUGGGAUAUAUUAAUUGGGGAUUAGAAGUUUACAUGGGGACAAAACCAAGCUCCUCCUUCAGAGUAAAUGUCUUUCUGGAUUUUUCCAAAUAAUGUAGGUCAAAACCUUUGUAAACUGUUAGGUGCUCUGCAGAUGUUACUACUGUAAAUCUUAUUUAUGUGUGAAAACUGGUGAAUAUUUGUAAAUGCAAUUGUUUUAUUCUCUCGAGUUGGUAUUUUGUAGAAAACAUGCCUGUGAACUUUAUAGCACAAAUUAUACAGAAGAAAAAUGCUUAUC
Messenger RNA from Dipodomys ordii (Ord's kangaroo rat), 4183 nucleotides. RefSeq names its product nucleotide-binding oligomerization domain containing 2 (gene Nod2). Bases 58 to 3096 code for a protein of 1012 amino acids. The record is from RefSeq and is a predicted model, not a curated record. Gene Ontology annotation, cellular component: cytosol. Gene Ontology annotation, molecular function: protein binding. Gene Ontology annotation, biological process: regulation of apoptotic process; defense response to bacterium; positive regulation of canonical NF-kappaB signal transduction. The transcript has 12 exons. NCBI's taxonomy places the organism in Eukaryota, Metazoa, Chordata, Mammalia, Rodentia, Heteromyidae.